UAAUGUCGCCGUCCUAAAUCGUAUACACCAUUACAAAUGAAAUACCUGGACAGUCAAAGGAAACCUUUUCACAACAUAUUGUUAAACGUCCAGUCACUGUAUUUUCAUUAAUAAGCACGAUAAAUAUUGUCCUGAUCAUAUGUUGCACGCUGAGAUAUGCAGUGUGAUAACCGAUGGGCUGUAGGACCCUGCAGCGCUUGAUCCCGUUGUCAGGGGCACCUGCUCUAUUUGACAAACUGAAAUUUUGGAGGCGCGAACCUGAGUAGAGUAACCGAACUCCAGUUUUUCUUGCCGGUACUCUGUUUGACAACAGUGAGGUACAUCUCGCCGGGAUGCUGUAUUUUCUGGAGAGACUGCAAGACUCGUCCCUCGUAGCCAGUUUCCAAAGAACCUGCGGUUUGUAUCAGUCUAAUGAGGAGGGCAAGGUGGGUCCCCAGAAGAGCGGCCAGGUGCUCGCGGUCCAGCCGGACUUGAUGCGAGACAAGCCGACAGAAGCACCUGAAGUAUCCCGGAACGGAAAUUUGGUACGAAGACAUUCGGACACAAACGGAGCGAACGGAUUUAUUAAAAAGAGAGACUCCCCAAAGUACAUUGUGAAAAACCAGUUCCUUUACUAUUUGUUCCGGUUUGCUGCAGCCCUGGGUCAGGAAGUUUUUUACAUUACCUUUUUGCCUAACACUUUCUGGAACUUUGACCCCUAUGUCUCCCGGAGGCUGGUCAGCAUGUGGGCGAUUGUGAUGUACAUUGGCCAGACAUCUAAAGAUCUCCUAAAGUGGCCUCGACCAUCUUCUCCACCAGUCAUGAAGCUGGAGACAAGAGUGGAGGCAGAAUAUGGGAUGCCGUCUACUCAUGCCAUGGCAGCCACGGCGAUCUCCUUCACUUUUUUGCUGUGUACAAUGGACCGGUACAAGUAUCCAUUUCAGUUAGGAUUAGCGACUGCUGUGAUUUUGUCAUUGCUUGUGUCUCUCAGCAGACUUUACACCGGCAUGCAUACUGUUCUGGAUGUUAUCUGCGGCAUCUUAAUUGCUGCCCUGCUAGUGAUGCUAACGUAUCCUUUCUGGGAUUCCCUGGAUCAGCUUCUGCUCACCAGCUCAACCACACCUUUACUUGCUGUAGUGGUCCCUUUCUUCCUGUGUCUGAAUUACCCAAAAUUGGACCAUUACAGCCCCAGCAGAGGUGACACUACCAUUAUCCUGGGUGUUGCAACUGGAUCAACUGUAGGCUUUUGGACCAACUACCAGCUAGGAGAAACCUAUGAGCCAACUGGUGAAUUUCCUCUUUCCCUCCCUCCUCUGACAUGUGGCAUAGUGCUGACAGCAGCUGCCCGUGUCCUUGUUGGCCUUCUCUGUUUACUUGUGGUCCGGCAGGUUGUGAAAGGCCUCAUGCUCAAGGUAUUGUGUACAUGGUUUGAUGUUUCUGUCAAAGACAAGGAUGCCAGACAAAGACUUGAAAUCGAGGUGCCCUACAAGUUUGUAACUUAUUCAUCCAUUGGCUUCUCCACCACUGUGCCAGUGCCUCACCUUCUCAUGCUACUAGGAUUAAUGUGAAGGUGAUGUGCUGCUGCUUUAAAUGUUACAUUCCAAAUGAGCAUCAUUGAUCUCUUCAGACCAGUCCAAGUUUAUUCACCACAUACUAAAGUAAUGACAUUAUUUUAUGAAUAGAAGAAAACUAUUUAAAACAUCAAUCAGGAACUGUUAUGCAGUGCAUGAGGUAAAACAAAUGUUUAAAACAAAACAGUUAAGUAUGUAGGCAGCAAUAAUAUUGGUUGAUGGUUAUUUCUCAAGUAUUUCAGUAAUUGAAUGAUGUUAAGACAAUUUUUUUUUUUUUUUUUUACACAGAAUGCAUCGUUAGGUUUAGUUGGAGUGAGUGACGUUGAUUCAGUGAGGUUAAAAUGGAGAUGCAAUGGUAUUAAUGCACACUAUGUCUGUAAUUUAUAAAAUGUGUAUCAUGGGUUGGCAUGAUGCUACAUAGCAAAUGCUAUAUUUUCAUUCAUAAUAUAUUAAACAAGUAAAACUGAAUAUAAA
Molecule: messenger RNA, 2024 nt
Organism: Polypterus senegalus (gray bichir)
Lineage: Eukaryota; Metazoa; Chordata; Cladistia; Polypteriformes; Polypteridae
Gene: sgpp2
Product: sphingosine-1-phosphate phosphatase 2
Exons: 5
Coding region: 333-1547 (404 amino acids)
Biological process (GO): sphingosine metabolic process; phospholipid dephosphorylation
Cellular component (GO): endoplasmic reticulum membrane
Molecular function (GO): sphingosine-1-phosphate phosphatase activity
Source: RefSeq, a predicted model, not a curated record